UUCCCCGGAAGUAGACGCUCAUCAUCGUGUCCCGUGCACGUGACCAACAGAUGAAAACCUCGGCAACCGCACAAAUAUUUAAGCUACAAACACUUUUCCGGGCUUUAGUUGGACCGAACGUCGCGGCUAGAUCAGUCAGUAUGCCUACUGAAGCGAAUAUUGAGAAAACGAUCAAUGAUAACAAAGUUGUUGUGUAUUCGAAAACUACCUGUCCAUUUUGUAUAAAGGCAAAAACUGCACUGAAAGAAAAAGGGAUUGAUUUCCUGGCGAUCGAGCUCGAUAGAUUGGAUGAUAUGUCGGCCACCCAGGAUAUCCUUAAGGGCAUGACAGGAGCUAGAUCUGUUCCUAGAGUUUUUGUGAAUGGAAAAUUCUUUGGAGGAGGGGAUGAAACAACUACUGCUGCUAAUAACGGUACAUUGGCUAAAGUUCUUCUUGAAGCAGCAUCCAAGAAAUAGUCAUAGACUGAUGUUGUCUUUUCGUCAAAGGAAUAUUCAAGACCGUGAACCAAUCUGUAAGAUCGAUGAAUAUAAGGAGAAAGACAUGUGUGACAAACAUUUUAGUGACUUUUUUCUCUGCUUGAAUUUAUGGUAUUCUGAGUGACUCUGCUUCAGCAGAACUAUUGAGGCAUAUUAUAAAACAGCUAACCAGUGUCUAUUCUUGGAAGUUCUCUUACUCUUAAUAAGUCUACAACUAUAUACAUCUUUGUUUGUGUUUUUUAAAAUAUACCUAGUAUAUACAGUCAAACUUCAAUGUUUCAAACUUUACAGGACCAUCAGGGGAAAUUUUUAAACAUCAUGACUUGGACUCAUGAAUAUUGAACUACAAACAUCUUUAUGAGAUCCUGUAUAAACUGCAUAAGACUAAAUGUGAUUGUUAAGUAAGUGACAGAACACAAGACAAGAAAUCAAAUUUGAAAUGUAAAAAUAUUGGAUUUAAUGUAAUUAGAAAAAUAUUCUUCAUGUAUUUCUACUGUGUAGUUUGCAUGUUAAAGUUAAAAUGACCCUGGGACAUUUUAAUGUUAUCAUAUACAGAUAAUUGUUUUCAAUGUUUAACCUAAUGAUUAGACCGGGAUUGUCGUUUGAAUCAGCGCGAAAUUCAACUCCUAACAGUUUGAUUCAUCAAUGGAAUAUAUCAGAAGACAGCUGGGUCAUAUAAGAAAACAAACCUGACCUUGCUGUAAGUUUGACACAUUGAGAAAUUGGAAUCUAUGAUUCAUGGAAGUUUGACUGUAUAUCUUAAUAUAUAUUAUAAAAAGAAAAAUUCUCAACAACUAGUCUUUAGUACUUUCUUCUCUUCCUUAUUUAAAUGAUUAAAAAGUGUAAUUAGUCAGAUUUUUGCAAAUACGUUAAAAAUCCCCAGCCAUAUUGGCUUUUCGGACACUGUAUUCAGUACCUAUAUGUAUAUAUUCACUAUAAGCAGAAUGUCUAAACGAUUUUGUACAAAAUGUAUAACAACAAAAAUAUUACAUCUUUAACAAUAUUAAUUUGUCGCAAUUAUGGAUAUUUUAAAUACCCAAAUUAUAAUAAAAGAUAUAAGCUUACUAUUUGCAAAAUUCAACCCAAAUUUUAUACCUUCAUUGAUCAUAUAGCUAUUAAAAAUAUGAUUAAACCGAUUUUUUCACAUUGUGCAAUUAUUUUGUUUUUGCCAAAUAUUUUUGUAUUUUAUAUUUAACUUGUAUUUAGAAAUGGACAAGGACAAAAUUCAUUUUUCUAUUUAGAUGUGUUGCAUUGUUUUACGGAUAUGUUAAUUAAUCGUUUAUGAAUUUAUGAUCACGUCAUUUCAUUCAAAAGGUAACACUUUUUAAUGAAUACAAUAUAUAAACAUGUGCUAAAAAAGCAGGACGUAUUUCAUCAUUCCAACCACUAUUUUCUGUGUUGAUAGGAAAAAAAUGUUGCAAUUCAAUUUUGAGAAUACAAUGUUUGUAUUGCCUUGAAUAUUGACUGAAAUAUAUAAUAUAUCAUUUUUAUACAGAUGUACAAAAUAUCUGUGAUAUUACACAUGUAUCAUUAAUUGAUCAGAAUUAUCAUUCCAUACGAACAAUGUGUUUCUUUUUGGUUGGUGUAAAUUUCAAAAUUAAGUGUAAAAUGAUCCGGCCUCAGUCAUAGCUUGACAAUGGGAUCAGUUGGUCUUGAUAUGUCACAUGUUUGAUACGUACAUUGUAUGCACAUUGUGUUUAAAGGAGUAUCCAUAUCUUCAAACUGACCAAUCUUAUUGAAAGUCCCAGGGUCAGGGAUAUGCAUGGUUAUGCAGGACUUCCAAUACUUAAGUUAUAUAUACCAUCUUACAUGAAGAAAACAAAAAUAUUUAUUUUUGAGGGGCACCUCUUUCGCCUUAAGACUUUUGAUCAUCAUGCAAUUUACAAGUUAGAUAUGUUACUACAACCAAUAUUAUGGUUGUAUCUGAAAUGACAAGGAACUCAUUUUAAAAUGUAUUCAAGACAUUUGCAGAUUUUCGUAUUUAGAGGCUUCAAAUCUUACAAUGUCCAUUUUGAUGUUUGACCAGGGUAAUGUACAUGUAAUCUGUUGCUUUAAUUGAGAUGCUUUGUGUUCACUCUCCUCCCUAUACAUAGGCAGAUGUUUUUUUCUGGUUUUACUUGAAUUGUGAUACAGGCUGUAUGUAGUGUUUUACUUCCCACUUUAGUCAAAUCUAAAUAAAAAGACAAUCAUUGAAUCAA
This is a messenger RNA of Mizuhopecten yessoensis (Yesso scallop), 2674 nucleotides long. Its product is annotated as glutaredoxin-like. Lineage: Eukaryota; Metazoa; Mollusca; Bivalvia; Pectinida; Pectinidae. The record is from RefSeq and is a predicted model, not a curated record. Gene Ontology annotation, cellular component: cytoplasm. The coding region runs from base 51 to 455 and encodes 134 amino acids. Gene Ontology annotation, molecular function: glutathione disulfide oxidoreductase activity. Gene Ontology annotation, biological process: cellular response to oxidative stress. The transcript has 2 exons.